CCCAAUUCUAAAACGACUCGUAGACGACUUGUUGCCCCUAUUUGGUAUUCUAUGAGUCUAUGACAAGAAAUGAAUACCUCACGGAGGCAUAUGUUUAUGCAUAUAGGUGAUUACUGAUUAGCAUUCAUAGCAUCCUUCCCUUCUCGAAAGAUCAUCGCCUUCAACUCCGGUGACGGUGAGCACUUUCUUCUCACAAUUUCUCUACUCUUUUUAUUUUCGCCAAAAACUCUCUAGAGAAUCUUCCAAACGUAGAUCUUAGCACCUCUUCCAAUUCUUUUUCCUACACUAACUCCUUUUCGGUUCUUCAUAGUAGCGACGCCAACUUCCCAACUCAGCAUAAGUAAUUCCCUGUGCUAAUUUAUUUCUCAACCUCGAAUCUCAGUUUCGUAAUUUACUUGGGUAUCUUUUUAGAAGGGUCAGUUCUGUCAAUUCCUUGGUCCAAGACUUUGCAGCUGAACGAUCAGCAUGGCAGGUCAAUGCUCCAAUGAAGGCUCUAGUACUGGAAAUAUUUCGGCAGAGUGUUCAGAUUCAACUGUUCAGCUCAAUAUUAAGACUCUAGAUUCCCGCAUCUUCAGUUUUCAAGUGGACAAAAAUAUGCCUGUUUCAUUGUUCAAAGAGAGAAUUGCAAAUGAAAUUGGUGUUCCAGUUAGUCAGCAACGGUUGAUAUUUAGAGGAAAAGUCUUAAAGGAUGAGCACAUUCUAUCUGAGUAUUAUGUUGAGAAUGGGCAUACAUUGCAUUUAGUUGAAAGACAACCAAAUCAAUCACAGACUUCUGGUACAAGCUCUGGUGAGCCAAGUGGUACAAAUGGUAACCGAGGAAAUGAUGUAGCCUCAGGGGCUCCUCGCAACCGUAUUGGACAAAUUUCACACAGUCUUGUUCUCGGGACUAUUAAUGUGGUUGAACAAGGUGAAGGCUUUGUUCAUGACCUCUCUCGGGUUAUUGGGCAGGUUUUGAAUUCUAUUGGAAAUGGUGGCCAGAGCACUAUUAGUGGUCCUAAUGCUGUCCAAACUUCUUCGGCUCUCCCAGGGAAUGAAACUGAAGGAAUGCAUGCUGGAAAUCCAAACCUAGCAGGAAAUCAAGCACCAUCUGGACAGACAUUCCCUGGUCAGGCAUUCCAAUCUAUGUCUCAUGUUGUUCAGAUUCCUAUGGCUGCAGGAGCCAUACCCCUUCCUUCUCUCAAUGCACCAAUUCCUGAUUCAUUGAACACUCUGUCUGAGUUUAUAAAUCGCAUGGAACAGACACUAUCACAAAAUGGUUAUAGGUCAAAUCCUUUGUCGACUAACCCUGGAGAUCAGCGAGGGGAGUUGCCUUCUAAUGCACAAGGGUUGCCAACACUUGAAGCAUUAAGCACUGUCUUGCGUCAUGCAGAACAGUUACUUGGUGGUCAAGCUGUUGCUGCGCUAUCUCAUAUUGCAGGACGCUUGGAAAGAGAGGGUACUUCUUCUGAUUUACAAAUCAGGGGUCAAAUACAGUUAGAGUCAACACAAAUAGGAGUUGCUAUGCAGCAUUUGGGUGCACUUCUACUUGAACUUGGCCGAACAAUGUUGACACUGCGUAUGGGGCAGUCUUCUGCUGAAUCUGUUGUUAAUGCUGGACCAGCAGUUUAUAUUUCUCCAGCCGGGCCAAAUCCUAUAAUGGUGCAGCCUUUUCCACUUCAGACAAGCUCCCUCUUUGGUGGUCCUGUUCCCUCUUCAACUCCUGCAACUUUAGGAACCAUUGGUAUUGGAAAUGCUCCUAGGAACGUAAACAUUCAUAUACAUGCUGGUACCGCCCUUGCACCAGUGGUUUCAACAAUUGGUUCUAGACCAAAUAAUGGAGAAGGGACAAGAAGUGAACGCCGUAGUGAGCCUGGCUCUGGUGAUUCAGGUUCAACACGAGUAUUACCUGUUAGAAAUGUUGUAGCAGCUACUCUCCAACCACACCCUCCUGGUGUUGGAGUCUCUAGUAGCACACAAACUGGGUUUGGUGUUUCUACUUCACAGCCUCCUUCUGAUUCAGCUUCAUUGUCAUCUGUUUUGGCUGAAAUAAAUUCUCGCCUUAGAAACGUUGUUGGUAACAUGCAAGGAGAUAACAUGGUUCCAUCAGGUCAAGUGGAAUCAAACAGCAGAGACUUGUCUUCUGUAUCUGAAUCAGCAUCUGCACAGGGAAAUGAACAAGAAGAUACAAUGGGGAUGAAUGGCUAUGGCUGUGCUUCUGAAAGCGGAGCACAGAAGCCCCAAACUGAGGCAGUCCAAACCUGUAGUAAUGACGAGAGAGAUGUUUUGGUUAACGAACUAGUUUCAAGUUCUUCCAACCAAGAUUUACAAAGUGGUUCUGGUGGAGAAACAACAGUAAGAUCAGAAAAAGAACAAGAUGCCCCAUCUGUAAGUGAAAGACAAGAUGUAAUUGAACCUGCCAAAGCUGCUCCGCUAGGAUUGGGUCUUGGUAGUUUAGAGCGCAAGCGGAGAGCUAGACUUCAACCUUCUGUAAGUAAAGGUGCUGACAAUGGAUCAUCCAGUUCCUCUGUCAAUCAAAAUCAGCAAACCACAACAGAUGGUCAACAUAUAUUGCAAACCCUUGCGAGUCAUGGAUCUUCUGAAAAUUCAAGAAAUGCUAAUGGUCCAUCUCAGCGGCCCUUACCCUCCAGUGAUCGCCCAAUUGAUGUAGCUGGUUUAAUGUCUCAGGUUUUACAUAGUCCAGCUUUGAAUGGUUUGUUGGAGGGAGUUUCCCAGCAAACUGGAGUUGACUCACCUGAUGGCUUGAGGAAUAUGUUGCAACAGUUCACACAGAGCCCACAGAUGAUGAACACAGUCAAUCAAAUUGUCCAACAGGUUGGCAGUCAGGAUGUGGGUAAUAUGUUUGCAGGAAUGGGAAGAGGGCAGGGUGGUGGUAUUGACUUGUCAAGGAUGUUUCAACAGAUGAUGCCCAUUGUAUCUCGAGCCCUUGGUGGUGGAAAUCCUCCCUCACUAUUUUCUGGUGCAGAAGCAGAACCCCAUGCACCCUACAGAGAUGGAACAGUUAACAGAGAUGAAUAUUCUGAUAAUCCAAGUUCACAGCUUCAACCUCUGGCUGAGAGAAUUGAGCACCUCUGUCCACCCACCGAUGUUUUCCGUGCAGUUGCUGAAAAUGCUGUCCAGCUAUCUGGCAGUGGAAGUGCUUCUAACGAUCUUCUGGAUGAGUUAUGCAGCAAUGAGAGUCUUGCCAGGGAAUAUGUGGAGAUGUUGCGAUGUGAUGUAAGUCAGCUGCUCAAGGGACAUUCUGAACCGGACAAAUCCUAAGCUCUGAAUGGAUAGUAUUUUAAAUUCAUUGCCUCUAUUUCGUGUCAACUCUUAACCUUCCUGAAAGUCCUAGAAAAUGAGUUUUGGCGUGUUGUGCCCUUAAUAAUGUAAUUGGUCUGGAUCAUUUUGAAGGACUUCCAGAUCGUGUGUGAAAAUUAAUAUAUACCACAUGCCUGACGGUUGUUUCAAAUGUAGCAUUGAGGCGUUUAAUGGCCUCCACUGUCAUUUUUAUUUAAUAUCCUUUUAACUAUACGCUCUUUGGGGCUUAAUUCGGACAGUGGAUGCUUGUAUCAGUCUUUGUACAUCUAGUUCUUCCAUUAUUUUCAGUACUGAAUGACUGAAUGCGCCAUUGCAUUGCAGCAAUUUUUUGUGUUUUAAUUUGUUAUGCUUUAUCUUUAAAGGACUGAAAUAUAAUAUAUUUUACGCUGU
Molecule: messenger RNA, 3687 nt
Organism: Abrus precatorius (Indian licorice)
Lineage: Eukaryota; Viridiplantae; Streptophyta; Magnoliopsida; Fabales; Fabaceae
Product: ubiquitin-like domain-containing protein CIP73
Exons: 18
Coding region: 466-3258 (930 amino acids)
Cellular component (GO): BAT3 complex
Molecular function (GO): misfolded protein binding; polyubiquitin modification-dependent protein binding
Source: RefSeq, a predicted model, not a curated record